Molecule: messenger RNA, 441 nt
Organism: Cyclospora cayetanensis
Lineage: Eukaryota; Apicomplexa; Conoidasida; Eucoccidiorida; Eimeriidae
Product: MORN repeat-containing protein 5-like
Exons: 2
Coding region: 1-441 (146 amino acids)
Source: RefSeq, a predicted model, not a curated record
AUGGAGCAAGGCUGGAGUGGAUGUACCCUCCAAGGACCAAAGACUAACUCCUGGCUUGAGGGCGAAGCGCGUUGUGUGCUGCCUAAUGGAAUAGUAUAUGAGGGCCAAUUCAAGGGGGGUGACUUUCACGGGAAGGGUGUUCUCAUUUUCCCUGAUGGGGGUCGUUAUACCGCUGAGUGGGAGUGUGGGCGCUUGCAAAGCGGAUACUAUGCAUUUAAGGAUGGCCUUCCCUACCAAAUGCAGAAUUGGUCAUACCUUGCGCCAAGCGACCGUCGCUUUGUAGAAGAAUUUCGGCAUGGGUUUGAUUCCAGGGAGCAAUGCACAAGCGUGAAAGUGCCGAAUGGGACCUAUGAUACGGGUAGUGCCUUCUCAACCGCACUCCGCCGCUGCUCCCACAGGCACCUUUCCAACUCCAAUGUGACCAGAUUGCAUCAAAGCUGA